UUCCGGGUCGCGGCGCCAGCUCUGCGGUUUCCGUGGCGGCUGAGCUAGUGGUCGGCUGUGCGGCCACUCCUGCGGGCCCUGGCCGCGCGACUGCUGCGCUCCGCGGCGGGAAGCGCCUCCCGCAGGGACUGAAUAUCAAUGCAAGCUUGAAAAAGAUACUUUCUUUCUCCUGCGCCAUGGCAUAUCAGUUAUACAGAAAUACUACUUUGGGAAACAGUCUUCAGGAAAGCCUGGAUGAGCUUAUACAGUCUCAACAGAUUACCCCCCAACUUGCCCUCCAAGUUCUACUUCAGUUCGAUAAGGCUAUAAAUUCUGCACUGGCUCAGAGGGUCAGGAACAGAGUCAAUUUCAGGGGCUCUCUAAACACAUACAGGUUCUGCGAUAAUGUGUGGACUUUUGUACUGAACGACGUAGAAUUCAGAGAGGUGACAGAACUUAUCAAAGUGGAUAAAGUGAAGAUCGUGGCGUGUGAUGGUAAAAAUACUGGCUCCAAUACUGCAGAAUGAACAGGAGAGAAGAGCGGCCUCUUAGGCCACUGUCUGCUGUCAUCCAUCGCUUUUUGAAGAGACACAUAGAAGAGACUUUAUUUAUUCUAGCAUUGCAGAAGUGACCACACUGUGCUGUACUAUCA
Molecule: messenger RNA, 631 nt
Organism: Octodon degus (degu)
Lineage: Eukaryota; Metazoa; Chordata; Mammalia; Rodentia; Octodontidae
Gene: Gtf2a2
Product: general transcription factor IIA subunit 2
Exons: 5
Coding region: 177-506 (109 amino acids)
Biological process (GO): transcription initiation at RNA polymerase II promoter; RNA polymerase II preinitiation complex assembly
Cellular component (GO): transcription factor TFIIA complex
Molecular function (GO): TBP-class protein binding; RNA polymerase II general transcription initiation factor activity
Source: RefSeq, a predicted model, not a curated record